CGUAGCUGAAGUGUGGAAGUAUGUCAGAAUAAUGAUGUUUUGAAAUAGGCCGCACUGGAAGAGAGGUGGUUCCUUAAAAUCUACGGUACCGGCAUUAGGUUUACAAACAUCGAUGCCUUUACGGUUUUGUGUGAAAAAAAAUGCCCCUCGGAGGAGUACUAACCAACAUGACUUCCAUCCCCUUUCAAAAGAGUUUCGAGUACUUGUGUCAGCACUGUGGAAAGGGUCUUGUUAGGCCCAUACAAUUCUCAUUUGACGAAGCUGUUGUUACAUGUGACAAUGAAGACUGUGAAUCUCGAUUGGAUGUGUCGCCUUGGAGCUGCGUUGUUAAUCGUAACAUAAGACAAGUUUAUAUUCCAGCAUCGAAUCCAAGACUCAUUCAGCAUUGGAGUAGAAGUAGCAGUAGUAGCAGUGGAAUUCAAAGUGAUGUCCGAAGUCCUGGAUUCAGCCCAGCUCGUUCUUAUGAUUCUGUAACUGACCGAGAAGUUGAAAACCUUCUUCGAAGAUAUAUAAAUGCUAGACCAAAGAUUGCAGAAGAGAUGGCCCAAUCUUGUUCAAAGCCUAAUAGUGAGAAAGUAAAAGCUGAUGAUCUUAACUCAUUCUCUUCAUUUUUUGAGUUGCUUGAUGGUCUAGAUCUAGAAAGUACAGAUCAGACUUCAGGCAAGGAAUGUCAUAUCAAGACCACACCAGCUGCCUGUGACGAAGUUAAAUUUGACCCUGUUUCCUCUGAAUUAGAGUCUUGGAUGAAGGGUUUUGAAUCUCCUAUGUCAUCCAUCAAGAAAGGUCCUGGUGAAGAUUUUGGUGCUGAGCCAGCAGAAAGUGCUGACGUCAAGAUUCCAUCUCUAAUAGGUUAUACAUUCCAAGUAGAGGUUCAGCCUUUUCACAAGUCUCCCCUAAAAAUGAUUCUGUUCAGAGUAGUAGUAGUUGCAGCUUAGUAGAUAAUGAUGCUGGAAUAGUAGAAAAAAACCAAGAAAAUACAGUUGCUGCCAUUGACAAGGC
This is a messenger RNA of Macrobrachium nipponense, 999 nucleotides long. RefSeq lists its product as uncharacterized. Lineage: Eukaryota; Metazoa; Arthropoda; Malacostraca; Decapoda; Palaemonidae. The record is from RefSeq and is a predicted model, not a curated record. The transcript has 3 exons. The coding region runs from base 141 to 935 and encodes 264 amino acids.